CGGCGCUGCCCCACGGAGAACCCACACCCAGCCUGCACAGUGCGCCGCGCUCCGCAGUGGGACCCACGCAGGACACCGUGUUGUUUUUGCGGCUGUUUGUGGAGCAGAGAGCGCCCCCCCUCCCCCAUCCACCAGCGGUCCUUCUGAUCUGCUGCAUCAUCAUCAUCAUCAUCAUCAUCAUCAUCAUCAUCAUCAUCAUCAUACAUGUCGUGUCAGUGGAUCCGGGAUUGUUUACUGAGCAGCAUCUGACUGGAGGAAGCAUCUGAUUGCCACCAUGAGCAGCACAGUCUUUCAGCAGCAGGCCACCCACUCCGGUCUGCAGCAGCAGAAGGUGAAGCAGGAAGGAGGCGGACCCGUUCCUUGCCAGAACUGUGGGAAACCCUGCAAGGGAGAAGCUCUGCGCGUCCAGAACAAACACUUCCACCUGAAGUGUUUCGUCUGCAAACUCUGUGGCUGUGACUUGGCCCAGGGGGGCUUCUUUGUGCGGCAGGGCGAGUACAUCUGUACUCGGGACUACCAGGACCUGUACGGGACUCGCUGCUUCAGCUGCCAGGACUUCAUUGAGGGGGAGGUGGUGUCAGCGUUAGGAAAGACCUACCAUCCUCGCUGCUUCGUCUGCGCCUCAUGCAGACAGCCGUUCCCAGCUGGUGACAGGGUGACCUUCAAUGGGAAGGAGUGUAUCUGCCAGAAGUGCAGCCAGCCGCUGCCUGCUAACAGUCCGGCCCCCAUCCAGGCGGUCCACAACUGCUGCGGCUGCGGGAAGGAGUUCAGGAAUGAACAGUCUCUGGUUGCUCUGGACAAGCACUGGCAUCUGGGCUGCUUCAAGUGCAAAGUCUGCAACAAGGUGCUGAAUGCUGAGUACAUCAGCAAGGAUGGGAUCCCCUACUGCGAGAUGGAUUACCACGCCAUGUUUGGAAUCCAGUGUGAGAGCUGUAAGAAGUAUAUCACUGGGAAAGUACUGGAGGCUGGAGAGAAGCACUACCAUCCUUCCUGCGCGCGCUGCGCCCGCUGCGAGCAGAUGUUUGGAGAAGGAGAAGAAAUGUAUCUGCAGGGAUCGUCGAUCUGGCAUCCGCCGUGCAGACAGGCAGCCAAGCAGGAGGAGAAGACCAAGAAGCAGGUCCGGAUACAGCUCAUUGAUCAGCAGGUAACUCGGACCUCCUCUGAGAGCAUCACUUCAGUUCCUGCAUCCAGUGCUUCUGGCUCGCCCAGCAGAGUCAUCUAUGUAU
This is a messenger RNA of Cyprinodon tularosa, 1226 nucleotides long. RefSeq names its product actin-binding LIM protein 2-like. Gene Ontology annotation, cellular component: actin cytoskeleton. Gene Ontology annotation, molecular function: actin filament binding. The transcript is spliced from 10 exons. Lineage: Eukaryota; Metazoa; Chordata; Actinopteri; Cyprinodontiformes; Cyprinodontidae. The record is from RefSeq and is a predicted model, not a curated record. The annotation marks the transcript as partial. Gene Ontology annotation, biological process: lamellipodium assembly.